Messenger RNA from Colletotrichum higginsianum IMI 349063, 1107 nucleotides. Its product is annotated as Transcription factor. Bases 1 to 1107 code for a protein of 368 amino acids. Gene Ontology annotation, molecular function: DNA-binding transcription factor activity, RNA polymerase II-specific; zinc ion binding. The record is from RefSeq and is a predicted model, not a curated record. NCBI's taxonomy places the organism in Eukaryota, Fungi, Ascomycota, Sordariomycetes, Glomerellales, Glomerellaceae. The transcript has a single exon. Gene Ontology annotation, biological process: regulation of DNA-templated transcription.
AUGGACGAAACAGCGAGACCAAUCGCCUCCUCCGAGCAAAGCCAGCUGGCCUGUGACCAGUGCUACAGAUGCAAGCUGAAAUGCACCAGAGAAAAGCCCUCCUGUCAGCGCUGUAUGUCGAGCGGCAGGUCUUGUUCCUACAGCUUGGGGCUGUGGAAAGGGCGGCCCAAGGGCACGUCAAAACGAACACAAAUCUCGCAGAGCAACAGGCAGAGCCCUACACCCUCGCCCAGCAGCCUUCAGCAGCCUGGAGAGAAAGGUCACUCGGAGACCUUGGGAGGCUACAUCCUUCGACACUGUGACUAUAUUGGCCAAGUACUCUCGCCGUCACAUAGCGACACGGCAUACUUGAGCGUGUUGCCGUCCGGGGCUGAUACUGAUAGCGGCCUGUGGGGUACACCACCAGAGCUAUGGGAUGGCAUCUCGACCGUCUGCUCCUCCUCGCUCGAUCCCGAGCCCCAUUCACUCGACUUCCAGCCCAACGACGAAGAAAAGAUGUCGUGGGCGUCCACCCUCGACGAGAAAGAGGCCAGUAAGCGACGAAGCGAUGACAUCUCGUCUUCAGGCCACCACGGUGACGAUCUCGCUUCCGGUAUCACAGCAAAGGGAGACCAAACCCGAGCGUUGGGUUCAUACCUCCCUGCAAGCUCGCCCUGCAGCUGCUUGUCCUCGGUGGCGGCAUCAUUGGAGGCGUUGUCGCAGCUGUCGGACUCUCACCCGCCGUCCUCCACGCUUAGAACAGUUGACUCAAGCCUGAAAGUGUGUGAACGAAUGAUCGCUUGCUCCCGUUGCAGCAGGCGAUGGGGGACCGCGUGGUGCUUUAUCACCCUUUCCGAGUUGACAGCACAGCUCGAGCGUCUGUUACCAUCAAUGCGUAACGCGCCUAGCGAGACGAGGGGUGAAGUAUCUCCAUCAUCACAUUCUGAAUUCUUCGGUGCAAUGGACGUGGAGGUUGGACGGCAGUAUGCUCUUAGAGGUAUUAUGCUCUUGGCCGGCUUAGAAGUAAUGCCCUCCUACGGGCAAAAGUCCGCCACGAUGCCCAAUUUGGGUCCGACUAGAGAUAUGCUUGCCUACCUGAAGACAACGUUAACAUCUAUCAUAAGUUGA